This is a messenger RNA of Coffea eugenioides, 654 nucleotides long. Its product is annotated as beta-D-glucosyl crocetin beta-1,6-glucosyltransferase-like. The transcript has 3 exons. Bases 1 to 654 code for a protein of 217 amino acids. NCBI's taxonomy places the organism in Eukaryota, Viridiplantae, Streptophyta, Magnoliopsida, Gentianales, Rubiaceae. Gene Ontology annotation, molecular function: UDP-glycosyltransferase activity. The record is from RefSeq and is a predicted model, not a curated record.
AUGGAUGAGGCUGAUGGUGAUCCAAUGAUCAGACCUUUUUCACAAUUGCAUGUGACUAUGAUGUUCUAUAGAGCUGGAGAGGAAUUGAGGGGGAAAUAUAUUGAUCACUUAUCUUUAUCUUGCGGGAAGAAGGUCUUAGCUCUAGGUCCUCUACAUGAACCAGAAGAUGAUACCAAGGAGGAGGAGAAUAACUCCAAUAUCAUCAAGUUUCUGAACACUAAAGAUCAAUCAUCAGUGGUUUAUGUUUCUUUUGGGAGCGAAUACUUCUUGUCCAGGAAGAAAGGGAAGAAAUGGCAUAUGGCCUUACCAGAAGGAUUUCUCGAGAGGGUGAAAGAGAGAGGUUUGGUGGUGAAUGGAUGGGCACCACAGGCUAAAAUUCUUAAGCAUCCAAGCACGGGUGGUAUUGCGAGUCAUUGCGGGUGGGGCUCUGUGAUCGAAAGCAUACAUUAUGGGGUUCCGUUGUUAGCCUUGCCCAUGCUUUAUGAUCAGUUUAUUCAUGCUAGACUUGUGGUAGAGGUUGGUGUUGGCAUUGAGAUUCUCAAGGACGAAGAUGGGCAGAUAAAGAGGGAAGGGGUUGCUAAAGUCAUAAAUAAGGUGGUUGUAGAAAAGAAAGAGGUAAAAUUAUUGAAACAAAAAGCCAGAGAAUUCCAAUAA